Messenger RNA from Emiliania huxleyi CCMP1516, 2793 nucleotides. RefSeq lists its product as hypothetical. Gene Ontology annotation, molecular function: ubiquitin-protein transferase activity; protein binding. NCBI's taxonomy places the organism in Eukaryota, Haptophyta, Isochrysidales, Noelaerhabdaceae. The record is from RefSeq and is a predicted model, not a curated record. The transcript has 2 exons. Bases 1 to 2793 code for a protein of 930 amino acids.
AUGGCGGACCUGAGGUGGGUAUGGUACACGGGGGCUGAGGCUGUUGAGGCUGUCGUGGCAAAUAUGUGCGAACACGCUGCUGAUGUUGAGCUUCAGCGGGACGGCUGCCUCACGCUGCGCAACAACAUGCGACCCAGCAGGUAUGCGUGCAGGCAGGCGAUGGUGGAUGCGGGCGGGCUUGCGGCUGUGGUGGCGGCGAUGGUCGGUCACCCCGCAGAUCUUUUGCUGCAGCGGGCUGGCUGCGGCGUGCUGCAGAACAUGGCUGCCUACGACGCGCACAAACAGGCGGUGGUGGACGCGGGCGGGGCUGCGGCUGUGGUGGCAGCGAUGGGCAGGCACGAUGCGGACGCAGAGCUGCAGCGGUAUGGCUGCGGCGCGCUGUGGAACAUGGCCAUCGGCAGCGACGCGUGCGAGCAGGCGGUGGUGGACGCGGGCGGGCUUGCAGCUGUGGUGGCGGCGAUGGUCGGGCACGCUGCAGACGCCGUGGUGGACGCGGGCGGGGCUGCGGCUGUGGUGGCGGCGAUGGGCAGGCACGCUGAUGUGGGGCUGCAGCGGUUGGGCUGCGGCGCGCUGCGCAACAUGGCUUUCGGCAGCGACGCGUGCAGGCAGGCGGUGGUGGACGCGGGCGGGCUUGCAGCUGUGGUGGCGGCGAUGGGCGGGCACGAUGCGGACGCGGAGCUGCAGCGGCUGGGCUGCGACGCGCUGCGCAACAUGGCCAUCGGCAGCGGCGCGCGUAUCCAGGCCGUGGUGGAAGCGGGCGGGGCUGCGGCUGUUGUGGCGGCGAUGGGCAGGCACGCUACAGAUGUGCAGCUGCAGCGGGCUGGCUGCGGCGCGCUGUGGAACAUGGCCAUCGGCAGCGACGCGUGCAAGCAGGCCGUCGUGGAUGCGGGCGGACUUGCGGCUGUAGUGGCGGCGAUGGGCAGGCACGCUGCAGAUGUGCAGCUGCAGCGGUAUGGCUGCGGCGCGCUGCUGAACAUGGCUUUCGGCAGCGACGCGCGCAGGCAGGCGGUGGUGGACGCGCGCGGGGCUGCGGCUGUGGUGGCGGCGAUGGGCAGGCACGAUGCGGACGCAGAGCUGCAAAGGUUGGGCUGCGGCGCGCUGUGGAACAUGGCUGUCGGCAGCGACGAGCGCAUCCAGGCCGUGGUAGACGCGGGCGGGCUUGCAGCUGUGGUGGCGGCGAUGGGCAGGCACGCUGCUGAUGUGGAGCUGCAGCGGUAUGGCUGCGGCGCGCUGCAGAACAUGGCUGUCGGCAGCGACGCGUGCAAGCUAGCCAUUCUUGGCGCGGGUGGCCUUGCCGCCCUCGUUUCAGCUGGCACCGCCCACCCUACCUGCCACGCAUCCGUCUCUUUGACUGUUCGCCGCUUGGUCGGCGACCUCGGCGCUUUCGCCCCCGCCGCUCCAGCGCCGCCACCGAUACCGCCGCCGGUAGCUGAGCUCGCCGAGGCUGAGCGGGCUCGCCAGCGUGCCGAGCAGCGGGCACAGCAGGAGCAGGAGCAGCGACAGGAGGCAGAACGGCGUGCGCAGGCCUCCCACCAGCGCGAGCAGGAGCUCCAGCAGCAGCUGACGAUCGUGGCGACGUCCAACGAGCUCGACGAGGGCGCCUUCCUCCGGCGCUUCGUCGCCUUCCGUCAGUACGUCGAGAUGUUGCUGGAGUACUUGCCAUCAAAGACGGCGCGCAGCAAACCGUGGAGACUGAAGGUGCGGCGCAGCCAGCUCUGCCGCGACGUCAUCGAGUACUUCUCGCCCACGAACGCCAGACAGAAGCUCUUCCAGCGCACCGAGGUGACAUUCAUCGACGCGCACGGCGGCGAGGAGGAGGGGGAGGACCUCGGCGGUCUGACUGUCGAGCUCUACUCUUGCUUCUUCCGCGAGGUGCUGCUCGCCGGCUCCGGCCUCUUCGAGGGCGCAGGCGACGAUGCGUCGACAAGCAUCGGGCUGCUGCCCUCGCCCACCGCCGACCCGCAGUCGAUGAACAACAUCGGCCGCAUCAUGUGCCGGUGCGUGCUCGACGACCAGCCCCUCGGCCGCGGGCUCGGUCGUUUCGUCUUCGAGUUUCUGGCAGACACGCACGAGUGGCGCGUCUUCAAGGAUGUGCACUCCGCGCUCGCCGUGCUCUCCGACUUCGACCCCGAGCUCUCGCAGCGGUGGGCGCAGCUGCUCGUGCAGCCGACCGCCGGCUUGACGCUCGACUUCUUCGACGAGGACGCGGCGGCGGAGGAGGUGCCGCCGGAGAGCGCGGCGAUGGAGCGGGCGGUGCUGGCGGGCUGCCGCCACAAGCUGCUCGUCAGCCGGGAGGCGAGCCUCCGCGCGCUGCGCGACGGUUUCACGGAGGUCGUGGACCUCCGGGAGCAGCUCGGCGCGCUCAGCGCCUCCGAGCUGCUACUCAUGCUGCGCGGAAACACCGAGCUGAGCUGCGAGGAGCUGCUCGCGUGCUUCGCGUGGCCGGACACGUCGGACAGUGCCGCGGCGAAGGCGGGCUUCGCGGCCGCCGGCUCCGACGCGCCGCGCUACUUGCGCGAGAUCAUCCUCGACGAGUCACCCGAGACGGGGCUGGGCAGUCUCGGGCGGAUGCGGCUGCUCGAGUGGAGCACGGCGCUCACGGCGCUGCCCUGCGGCGGCCUCAAGGACCCGAUCACCCUCAAGCUCUACGAGGGCGCCGACGUGCACGACUUGCCCAACGUCCACACCUGCACACACGAGGUGCACUUGCCGCCGUAUGCGACCCGCCAACAACUGCAGGCGAAGCUGCUGCAGGCAGUAGAGCAUCGGCACGACGGCUUUCUGAUCGAGUAA